Molecule: messenger RNA, 842 nt
Organism: Microdochium trichocladiopsis
Lineage: Eukaryota; Fungi; Ascomycota; Sordariomycetes; Xylariales; Microdochiaceae
Exons: 1
Coding region: 132-686 (184 amino acids)
Source: RefSeq, a predicted model, not a curated record
CUUCGGGCGCUCCGGGAAUGGGGGGAUUUUUUCUUCUUUCUGCCCGGCUGUUCGCUCGCUCUCGCUCGACACGGGUCUCGUUAGUGGCCCCCAUCCCCCCUUCGCCGCCGUUGUCAUGAAAUCUGCUGAACAUGGCUGUUCACUCCGCACACACACACACACAUAUGGAAAUGAAUUGGUUCCAAGCUGCAUUCGUUAGCUGGUCCCGACGGGCUGGAUUGGCCAGUGGCGGACGACGAUCUCGACCUUUUCCUGCAGGAACACGGGGUGGGUGGGUGGUACGUAGAGUACUCCGCUCGUCUUCUUCAGGCAACCGGUACCUGGCCUGGCCCACGAUUCAGGUACACGUGGAGAAUUUGGGGAGGGUCUCUCCGUCGCUUUUGCCACAUGGCUGCUGCGGCGGGCGGUGUUUCGCAAGGCACCGAUCUCUGGAGAUCCCCAUUUCCGGAGUGUAUCAGUCAGCUUCUCUCCUCGCCCUCAACUCUGCAUUCUCGAAACAUCUCGAGACACAGCAGCGUCAGCAAUGCACCACCACACGGCAAGCUUGGUGUUCCACAAAACAAGGCCUCCCUCUCCCUCCUCCUCCCCCCACCAAGAGAUCCUUUUUCAUGGAUCCCACCAGCUUGGUAUUGGGCCGUGGGUCAGACAGGAACCAGAGCGUCGGGUUCCGGGUUAAUAGUGGGUGAUGACAACAAGAAAAGAAAAAGGAAGUGAGGUUUUUCACUCUGCCGGCUUCGCAUGUGACGAGUCAUUACCGGCCAGCCUCCACGCCCUCCCACGAUGUAGUCCUUUGUACCAUUUUGCUCGGCCUGCCCAUGCCCGUUUUUUGUUUCAGCGCCGAU